Folsomia candida is the source of this 1726-nucleotide messenger RNA. Its product is annotated as alpha-amylase 1. The coding region runs from base 76 to 1617 and encodes 513 amino acids. Gene Ontology annotation, biological process: carbohydrate metabolic process. The transcript is spliced from 6 exons. Gene Ontology annotation, molecular function: cation binding; alpha-amylase activity. The record is from RefSeq and is a predicted model, not a curated record. Lineage: Eukaryota; Metazoa; Arthropoda; Collembola; Entomobryomorpha; Isotomidae.
AAUUUCAGUAGUCUAUUUUUAUUAACUAAAUUUAAAGGAUUACAUACAUAAGUACAUAAAUCUUGCAUAAAACCAAUGGAAUCCUUCAGAAUUACAAGGGUUCUCGUAGCCCUAUCCGUCUAUCUAUUGUCUUUGGCUCAUGGACAGUACAACAUGCCCAGUUUUGCGACAAAUCGGACCACCAUGGUUCACUUAUUUGAGUGGAAGUGGACCGAUAUUGCGGCAGAAUGUGAACGAUUUCUUGGUCCGGCGGGAUAUGCGGGGGUUCAAGUUUCUCCGGUUAACGAGAAUGCCGUAAUUUUGGAUCCGUAUCGUCCCUGGUGGGAGCGAUAUCAACCCGUGUCCUACCUGCUGCAGACUCGGUCUGGGACUGAAGCCCAAUUUGGCGACAUGGUUCGAAGAUGCAACAACGUCGGUGUGAGGAUUAUCGUGGAUUGUGUGAUCAAUCAUAUGACCCAUCGGACCACGGCGGGUCUAGGCACGGCGGGAAGCAGCUUUAACUCGGCGAACAAACAAUACCCCACUGUUCCUUAUGGACCGCAAGAUUUCCAUAAUGCGGAACAUUGUCCGACAGCUUCGGGCGAUAUUGAGAAUCAUCAGGAUCCAGUUGAGUCACGAAACUGUGAGCUUGGUGGGCUUCGCGACCUGAAUCAAGGAAUUUCCUCCGUUCGCGAAAAAAUUACUGCCUUCAUGAACUAUCUUAUCGACUUUGGCGUUGCGGGAUUCCGAAUUGAUGCCGCGAAACAAAUUUGGCCCCAGGAUAUGCAAUCUAUUGCGGACGGAUUGAAAGAUUUGGCUUGGCAGCACGGAUUCCCGCCUGGUUCGAGACCCUUCAUCUUUCAGGAAAUUAUAAUUUUGGGAGAAGAACCGAUGGCGGGAUCGGAUUAUUUUGGCAGUGGGAGGGCAACCGAGUUCAAAUAUGGACUUUACCUCGGAGAAGCGUUAUUUGGUCGGAGACAGUUGAAAGAUUUGGCAAACAUUGGAGAACCUGCAGGAAUGUACCCUUCCGACUAUGCCAUGUCAUUCGUCGACAACCACGACAACCAACGUGGUCAUGGCGCCGGCGGAACAAACAUCGUGUCUCACUUGCAACCGAAACUUUACAAAAUUGCGAACGCCUUUAUGCUCGCGUGGCCAUACGGACAAGCAAAAGUCAUGUCGUCGUACGUGUGGUCCGGUGACGACGCGGACUCCUGGGUCGGUCCCCCUAACACGGAUGGCGCCACGGACGACGUCGUCAUCACGCCGGAGGAAACAUGUACCAACGGAUGGGUAUGCGAACACCGGUGGCGACAGAUUAAAACCAUGGUGGCAUUUCGAAAUUUGGUGGGGAACGCUCCCGUUCAAAAUUGGUGGGACAAUGGGAACAAUCAGAUUUCCUUUUGUCGGGGCAACCUGGGAUUUAUCGCGUUAAAUAAUGAAGGCAGCGAUUUGGACAGGGAUCUUCAGACGUGCCUCCCCGCUGGGGAUUAUUGUGACAUCACGACUGCCGAGAUUGUGAAUGGGGCCUGCACCGGGAGAAAGAUAACAGUUGGUGGGGAUGGCUUGGCGAGGGUAUUUAUUUCCGGGGGAGAUGAAGAACUCGUUUUCGCGACCCAUGUCAAUGCCAAGGUUUGAGUUCCAUAUGUGCUUCUGUAAUUGUUAUUAAUUGGAAUUUAUUCAUAUGCAAACAAAUUAUGUGUUGAUACAAAUGCAAAUAAAUACGUAUCCGGACAUCAUAGCUAAA